Molecule: messenger RNA, 974 nt
Organism: Cyprinodon variegatus (sheepshead minnow)
Lineage: Eukaryota; Metazoa; Chordata; Actinopteri; Cyprinodontiformes; Cyprinodontidae
Gene: lypd6
Product: LY6/PLAUR domain containing 6
Exons: 5
Coding region: 52-585 (177 amino acids)
Biological process (GO): positive regulation of canonical Wnt signaling pathway
Molecular function (GO): acetylcholine receptor inhibitor activity
Source: RefSeq, a predicted model, not a curated record
AAUCAAAAACUAGCUCAGGCCUUCCAACGGCAGCAGUGUUGAUGCAGACACAUGAUGGAGGCCUGGCCAGCCAUGGCCUGGAUUCUGGUGCUGUUAUCAGUUUCUGAUUGGCUGACAAUCGCACAGGGUCGGGACUUUACCAUGAAGGACAUCGUUCGUCUGCAUCCUUCAACCACUCCUCACCCCGGCGGCUUCAAGUGUUUUACAUGUCAAGACGCUGCAGAUAACUACGAGUGCAACCGCUGGGCCCCAGAUGUUUACUGUCCAAAAGAUACCGGCUACUGCUACACGCUCCACAUGAUGGAUAACCAUGGAGACAGCGUUUCUGUGACUAAGCGUUGCUCCACCUUAGAGAACUGCCGCUUCACUGGCUGCAUCAACAUCACCCAUAAUGGCUUCCAGGUGUGCACGUCGUGCUGCGAGGGAAACAUCUGCAAUGUGCUGGUACCCAGGAAUGACAGCAGCGCAAUGUUCUCCUUCGCCACUCCUCUGGGCAGCUCGGGGGGCAGGCUGCUUCCUGCUGUGCUGCAUUUAUUCCCCCUCGUCAUCAUCAGCAGCUGCUGGACAUGUUUAAGAGUCAAAUAAUUCAACUCUUUAAGUUUACAAGACUCAGUUUUUACUCUUUUUGUUAUUUAAAACUGUAACACUUCAAUUUUUUUUAAUGAAAUUACCUGUAAAUGUUUUUUGUAUGGCAUUUUACCAAGCUGUCCAGGGAAGUUUAGCUCAAUUUAUAAAGUAAAAAUUUACUUUUCAAGGCAAUAUGUUUGGAUUUUAUGAUGCACAGAGGAGAGCUUCAUUUUUUUACGGAUUUGUUUUCUUUCCAAACUUAACUUAAUAAUGGUGUGAUCAGGUUGGAGGUUAAUUUCAUUGGUAUUAAACUAAAGGGGGCCAAACACACUUGCUUCCCCCAUUUGACAGAAAAUCCAAGAAAAGUUUAUUAAAUCAGGAUUUUCACUUGUUUACUAUUUUCGGUU